AUGGAUGCCUCGUACGACUCGUCGCCAGUCCAAGUCAUUGACAACAUGUCGACCGGCGCUGAAGAUACGUCUGUUGAACGUCCUCGGACACCUGAACCCGUCCAGCGCUCACUACCACAGUUAAGUAAUGACCGGAACCAGCAGCCUUCGCUACAAGAAAUCCUUCAAAUGACGUCUACCACAGUCAGCUUCAUAUCAACCAUUACAACACUCUUCCACGAGAAAGGGGAGCAGAACUCCUGCUUCCGAGAAGAGCUCAGAAGGAAAAUCCUCUUCACCGCGAUGAAUGCACACGCCUGGGCGAGCGCGAGGGUUGUACACGAACACACAAUCGCACGAGACACACUGGAAGCCGGGAUUAAUAAACUUUUAGAAGACGAAAAGGAUCAAGGCAGGUCAUCUCACCCCGUUUUCAGGUCGACGUUUGGUAUGCACGCCAUCUGUAUCACCCCGCUCUAG
Molecule: messenger RNA, 459 nt
Organism: Suillus subaureus
Lineage: Eukaryota; Fungi; Basidiomycota; Agaricomycetes; Boletales; Suillaceae
Exons: 2
Coding region: 1-459 (152 amino acids)
Source: RefSeq, a predicted model, not a curated record